AAUCAAGAGCACACACACGCCCUCUUCGCUUCAUCUCACCCACCAUGGCUGCCCCAUCGUACAAGCUCUUCUGCAUCGGCAACCCCUUGUUGGACCUGCAGGUUAGAGAUGGCGAAGGGCUGCUCAAGAAGUACGAUCUCAAGGCCAACGAUGCCAUUCUGGCAGAGGAAAAGCAUAUGCCGAUCUAUGACGACCUGGUCAAAAAUUACCAAGUCACCUACGUCGCUGGAGGAGCAUCCCAGAAUGCUGCUCGAGGUGCUGCCUAUGUCCUUCCACCCGACUCCGUUGUCUACACCGGAUGUGUAGGUGACGACAACCUCGCAGACCAACUCCGCGCUGCGAACAAGCGCGAAGGUCUCCACGAGCGGUAUCUCGUCAAGAACGGCGAAAAGACUGGCGCUUGCGCUGUCGUGCUUACUGGUCACGAUCGUUCCCUCGUUACGACUCUGAGAGCUGCUGAGAAGUUUGAAAAGUCCCACCUUUCGUCACCAGAAGUAGCGCCUCUGAUCGAUGCUGCCAAAGUCUUCUACGUCGAGGGCUUUUUCCUCACACACGGCACCGGAUCCAUACUAGAGGUCAGCAAGAAGGCUUCAGCUGCCUCCAAGGUGUUCGCGUUGAACCUCUCAGCGCCUUUCAUUCCCCAGUUCUUCAAGGAUCAGCUCCAGAGCGUUUUACCUUACUGCGACGUCAUCAUCGGGAACGAGACCGAAGCCGAAGCAUAUGCCUCCGCGACAGGUCUUCCGGAACCCAAGAACCUCGUCGCAACUGCCAAGGCCAUCGCAAUUUCGCCGAAAGAGAACAAGAGCCAGCCCCGCGUUGUCAUCUUUACUCACGGACCGGAGUCAACCGUACUCGUGUCCAGCGCGGAACCGGAUAAUGCCAAGGUGUUCAAUGUGACGCCAAUUCCAGAUGACCAGAUCGUAGACACCAACGGUGCUGGUGACGCGUUCGCGGGAGGCUUUCUGGGUGCCCUCGUUGCGGGCAAGAACCUCAACGACUGUGUCGAGGCCGGGCACAGGAUGGGUGCCAUGUGUGUCCAGCUGGUUGGACCUCAGUUCAAGUGGCCCAAGGUUCAGAUUCUGUAAUUUUUGGAACAACAUCAAUGGACAUAUUCUUUUGUUUCUCUCCAUAUCCAUUGCACGCUCUCAACAGCGAAACCAUCCCGUGGAUACCACGCUCUCCACAGCAUUGUAGCACUCUAAAUUGUCUCAUUCCCAAUGUAUCCAGGAUACGGAAUCGAUUGGUUAGCAACAUAAUCAGUUUCCUCGGCACCCCUGGACGCCACAUCAUCAAUGACAAGUA
Molecule: messenger RNA, 1302 nt
Organism: Pisolithus orientalis
Lineage: Eukaryota; Fungi; Basidiomycota; Agaricomycetes; Boletales; Pisolithaceae
Product: Ribokinase-like protein
Exons: 6
Coding region: 45-1085 (346 amino acids)
Biological process (GO): purine ribonucleoside salvage
Cellular component (GO): nucleus; cytosol
Molecular function (GO): adenosine kinase activity
Source: RefSeq, a predicted model, not a curated record